AUGAACGUGUGCCUCCUGCAGAUUCCGGCUUUGGUGUUUUACAGUGCCAUUCACACGGGGUACAUUCCCGCUCAGGACGUUGCCAGCCAGACGUUCACUCUCAUCUUCCCGCAAUGGGACAUGGUUACUGUCAUCCUCUGCGUCUUUCUCUUGUCGUACAUGUACGGCGAGGGUAAGAGCAACUACUUCAAGGGCUCUAUUCUUAUCUUGUCGUAUCUCGUGGUCAUUGCUGGCUUCUACCUUUCCGGAUUCAACGACUUCCAGAAGAUGGGCGUCGAUCCGAUGGACACGCUGGCGCUUGGGGGUUUGGUCGAGCAGCAGGUGCAGUCCAUGACAUUCAAGACACCUGGAAGAGGUCGCAGUGGCGUGGCGUACUGA
Alternaria ventricosa is the source of this 378-nucleotide messenger RNA. RefSeq lists its product as uncharacterized. Gene Ontology annotation, biological process: calcium ion transmembrane transport; intracellular calcium ion homeostasis. The transcript has 2 exons. NCBI's taxonomy places the organism in Eukaryota, Fungi, Ascomycota, Dothideomycetes, Pleosporales, Pleosporaceae. The coding region runs from base 1 to 378 and encodes 125 amino acids. The record is from RefSeq and is a predicted model, not a curated record. Gene Ontology annotation, cellular component: membrane; endomembrane system. Gene Ontology annotation, molecular function: calcium:proton antiporter activity.